AUGAAUUUAUUCACCAAAGUAGUAUAUUCAUCACUGAUAUUUUGCAUACUACAAGUGAAUCUUGCGUUUUCACGCUGUGCAAAGGAACCGAAAAGUCUUGAAAUAUUGGAUGAAAUCUUGGAUGAAUCGAAGCGCUCAUAUUCCUUGUUUUCGUACGGUUGCCAUCAGUCGUUGAAUGAAAGAUCACAGUGCAAAACCAACAAAAAGAAAUGUUCGCCUGUAGGCAAUCCAUUGCUGCAGAAUUUGUGGUAUUUACUUCAUGAUCUUGAAAACGAAAGAGAGUGUACAUUUGACGAAGUGGAGUGGAGCGGGAUUAAAGAUGACAUUAUGGUGGCACAAGGAGAGCGAGUAACUAAAGAAGAUCAACCUGAUGUUUUUAUUAUUCCAAACUUUUUGACAGAAGAGCAAUGCGAAAAACUGGUGAAAGUACACAAAGAAAUAAGCAACACCAUUCCAAGAAAGUAAGUACAUUCAUUGUAGUACAAACAUUACUUGGAGUUUAUAGUUUCCUUUAAGUAAUAUACACACUACGCUCAAUUUUAGUACCUCCAGGGCUUUAUCCAAGCACUUUUGCUGACCCCAUUUUAGAAAAGAAGAUUCAGUUUUGGUAAUGCACGAAUGCAGCCUUGGGGGUCUAGAGGCAAAGUCCCUGAAAGCUUUUGCUAUUUCGGAAUCUUAGACUAUGUUGUAAUCUUUGUGAAUGAUGUAAUCAUAUGUAAACAUUGUGCACUACCAAAGAGGCCAUGCAUCGAUGUACUCGUAUUCGAGCGUAUUUUUUAAGCGGCUUUUUCACUCUUCCAGCUCAAGGUUGUGUAAAUUUUAGAUUUUAGUUCGAAAAUUUACUUUCUAUUUGUAAUAUUUGUUAAAUCAUCCCAUUUCAUUUUGUGCUGAUUUGAUCGAAAAUUUUAUCAGAAAUCCAAAUGCAUGGUGGGCACAAGACACCAAAAAUAUACGAUCACAGUGAUACGAUAGAGGUAGCUUAAUAACAAACAUCAAACAUGUCUCACAUGUCUCACCCUGUUUCUCGGAAUUCCAAAAACUAAAGCGUGUGAAAAUGAUUUUCUGCUGUUUUUUCUUUUCAUUGGGGGAAGGAUUCAGCUUAAAACCUCAAUCCAAGAUUGAGUUUUGACCUCCGUUUACCGGAGGUCAGAUGGUGCUUGGACAAAGCCCUGACCUCGUACAAUUUUUAUCCGUGCUCAGAUUUCUGUACCUAUUUACUAAGACGGAACAUGCGCGAAUGUCGCAAAAACUUGCACUGACAUUUCAGUCAAGCAACACAAAAAUUUAACAAUUUUCAUAGUUUUCUUCAUUUAUUUGCAAGAAAAAGCUCUGAUGUACUUUGUAGCAGCAGAUAUAUUUAAUGUACAAAACACACAGAAAACUGAAUAAAACCUAGUAAAAUUAAGCGGCAAAAUUCGUCGUUCAGUUUUUAUUUGUCCCGGUAACUAUCAGUCUAGCAUGACCUAGCAUGUUCAUGUGGAAGGUUUGUUUUAAUAUUUUUCAUUUCGCAUAUACCUAUCGUCGCAGGCUUUCGCCUUACACAUUCUGCAUUUCGCCAAGUUGGCCAGUUCACUUUGUCUCGUGGUAUUGCUUUACUUAAGCUGGUUUUCCACUUCAACCGUAUCGGCGAAGCGUAUUUCUUUGUUUCCUGACCACUAGAGUGGAACUAAUGACUUCGACACAAAAGAAAAUGCUACGGAACGUUACGAUACGGUUGAAGUGGAAAACUGGCUUUAAGCAGAAGUGAACGAUGUUUGUGACACGUUCUUUAGCCUUGCGGAACCUUUCCUAUAGCUUCGAAAUUCUCUUUAUCUUAGAGUUAAAUUUCUAUCAUUUUUAAUGUCAAAGAACACGUUUCCCAUGCUGCGUCGUUGACGUUGUUGCUGUUUUUCCCAACUCUUACAUUUUCUUUGACAUUUUUAUGUGUCAGAAUACGUCAACAAAUUUGUUGCGAGUAUCCUAAGUAUCGUAAUGUGCAGACUCUUCGGAUCUUAUUGCUAUUCUCCUUUUUUACUAGAAAGUUUUGGAGAUUUUCAACAACAAAACAACUACUCGAAGCUAUUUUCAAAGCUUCGUUAUCGCCAGAUGAGUAUAAUAUUUCCAUGAAUGUAAUGGAAAAUUGUGAUGGAGGCACCAUAGAUGGUUUGAAUAUCAGCCAAAAGUUGACGAAAGUUCUCAAUAUUAGUUCCAGUGUCCUGGUACCUAGGGGAGAAAAUAAUGAUGUCGAUGCUCUUGAGAGCAACAUUCAAGACAUGAUAAAAUUGCCGAGGACGAACGCAUACCACACCCAACUGGUGAAAUAUGAAGCAAAAAGUGAGGUAAGAAGGCCCCUUUUGAAACUGUCUAAAAACUGUUGAAAACGCAACAAAAAUGUCAAGGGGGCGGGGGGAUCCAAAAAUUUCCAGAAUUAUUGUUGUGAUUUCGAACACACAAAAAUCCUGGUAUGCUUUUUUCAGAAUAACACUAUACAAUCCUCACCUUUUUUUCUUCCUACACAAACACAUCUGUCCCAUUGCCUCUUCCAUCCCUACAUACUAUGUGCCUUUGCUUUGUCUAUUAUUUAGUACAAAGCGCAUACAGAUUGUCAUCAUAUUGCUAAUGAUCGAAUGGCAACUAUUAUAAUUUACCUUACUGACGUUGACGAGGUGAGAUCGAUAUAUUGUAUGGAUAAAUCAUCGCCAACAAAUUUUCGACUGUAAGUGAAUAACCAUUCUAAUAAUUCCAAUUGAAAUAUAAUAUGAAGCUGCGAUUAGACGUUUUUAAGUCCCUAUGAAGGGCCUUCGCUCGAAACGUCAAAGUUCUACUUCUAUUUCUCAGGUAGCUGCAUGUUUAUAUCAGACCACAACUGUCGCUUAGAUAUAUAAUGCAUAUCAAAUUAUCCAACUCAAUUAUUAAUUCAUUUGCAUUUUUACUGAUAUAGAACAAUAAUAGCUGUGUUUCCUUUAUUAACUUUGAAACAGUAAUCUGUAAAGCAAAAAAGAGGCAGCUGAAACACUAGUACUGGUCUAAAAAUUAGACCUGAAUAGUUCAUGUUACCGCCACAAAUCUACUGUGGUUUUAGUGCGUGUUAAAGGCGGCCCACGAGGCUUUUAGUCAGUGGUAGGACGGCCUAGGGCGGAAACAUGUUGUAUUGGUUAGAUGGAAUAUGUUAUUCAGAGGUCUAUAUACUGUAACUUUCUAAAUUUGGCUAAUGGCAAAUAAUGAGGUUAUACCAUUAUCGUGCCCUAGAGUCUCAUUAUCUGCUGUUUAAAAGAUUCUAAAACCACUAGAAUAGGUGUAGAAAGCUGUAUUUUUCAAGUGAAUUCGAAAACGAAAUUCGGCAUCUUCCUUUAAAAUAUGUUUACCAUGUUUCGUUUUGCCUCGCCUGAAGCAAAUAUCCGUUCGUUUUUGUUUUAGGGUGGUGAAACAGUUUUUCCUUUCCUAAAUAUUUCCAUCAAACCACGACGUGGAAUGGCUGUUGUUUGGAGAAA
This is a messenger RNA of Paramuricea clavata, 3470 nucleotides long. NCBI's taxonomy places the organism in Eukaryota, Metazoa, Cnidaria, Anthozoa, Malacalcyonacea, Plexauridae. The record is from the annotation of a GenBank genome assembly.